This is a messenger RNA of Capsella rubella, 1443 nucleotides long. RefSeq lists its product as uncharacterized. Lineage: Eukaryota; Viridiplantae; Streptophyta; Magnoliopsida; Brassicales; Brassicaceae. Bases 262 to 1119 code for a protein of 285 amino acids. The transcript has a single exon. The record is from RefSeq and is a predicted model, not a curated record.
UAUUUCUUACAAAAAGACUACUAAUCACAUGACCAGAACAUAUACAUACUGUUAAACAUCUGACUUUAUUACAAAAACAAUCAAUAUAAAAAAGACAAACUAAUAUAAAAUAAAAAACAAUAAAAGAAAGACCCAAACCAAACAUACAAAUCUAACGCAAAGCUCGUUAAUGAUUAAACAAGACCAAAAUAUCUCUAAUAUAAAUAUUAUCCAUUAGUUCACCACUCCUUCACUCUGCGACACACAACACAAGCAACGACGAUGGAGCUAGUUACAAACAUGACCAGCUGGUUAACUCCGACCACUCUCUUCCUCCUCCUCAAUUUCACUAUCGGCACCAUCUUCAUCGCCAAUCGUUUCAGUUCCGGUUCAAGAAAACACAACCCGCACCAAGAAGCUUCCGGGACGGGUCAUCAUGACCAAACUCCGGCACGGUUCGGUAGACCUCCUUCGUUCAUAGACAGAGUGAAGUCCAUCAACUUCAAUCUCUACAAUUCUCCUCCACCAGAAUCCGAGAUCCACUUCUCCGGGUCGGAUCAUAACCCGAAUCCACCUCCUUCUAUCCUGCAACGGGUCAAAUCCAUCAAAAUGCCUUCCUUCAAGUUCCCACAACACAAUUCCGAAGGAGACUACGCUGCUUACGAGCUCAUGACCCGAACCGAAGAUCUUGACCGGGUCGACGACAAGAUCCCGGAGAAUGACGUCACGACCGAACCUAGACUCGGAGCUCCAUCACUCUUGCAGCGGGUAAAAUCCAUAAAGCUUCCUUCUUUAUACAGAUCCGAGCCAGAUCCGACCCCGGAAGAGCCAAAGCCCACGAGGACGAAGUCGGAGUCGAGUAAACCGGUGACGAAGAAGAAGAAGAAAGCUACGGCGAAGAAGAUGACGAAAUCGGCUAGCGAGAGAUACACCGGACGGGAAGAAGAGACGGUUGAGGCCGUUGAGAAGAGAAGACCGGAGACAAUGAGAGCUGAGAGAACGACGCCGAUCGUCGAGGGAGGAGAAGAAGAAGGCGUCGACGACAAAGCUUCAAACUUCAUCAACAAGUUUAAGCAGCAGCUUAAGCUACAGAGGCUGGAUUCGUUUCUAAGGUACAGAGAGAUGCUCAAGAACGAGUGAAGCUCAAAAUGACGUUUUUGUCCUUGGUCGGAAUCUUGAGUUUCCAUGGUUUUAGAACUUGGUGGUAAAUACGCAUGAAUCUGAAGGGCUUUUAGGUCAUAUCGAUACACAUCGUCUAGUUUUUGUUCCUUAUUAGAUUUGGUGAUGACUGGGAUACAUGACAAAAACUAGUUUGUGUCGUGUGCGUAAUUGCUGGAUCUGGACAUCUGAGUUCCCACUGAGCAUUUGUCGUUUUUUACUCGAUGGUAAAAGUAGUUCCACGCUGUUCCUUUUAUUUUUACGUUGGAAAAUUAUUCUAAUAAUAUUAUUAUUUCUUUUUAUGCA